AUGCCGCUGUCAGCGCCGCUGCACAAACUGCUCUGCGUGUGCCACAUUGUCAGCUACUUCGAUUACCAGAAGAAAGUGUGCCAAUUUCUGUGCUUGUACAACCUGCGAUACAAUGAGGACACCCAGGAGUUCGACUUUGGGCAUCAGGUGUUCAUAUACUUCUUCUGUUUCUGGAGCCUCCUGUGUCUUUCGUGUUACUUAAUGUAUCUCGAUGGAUAUGUUAUCGAUCGAGGUAGCCUCUUUAUAUACUUCCUGCCCUGCCUCUAUUACAAAUAUCUGCAGAGAUCAAUGCUAGCAACUUUGAAUGAGAUGGCGAAAGUUCACAGGAAUCUGCAAUCCACAAUGGGAACUAUGUUUUGUGUGUCCGUCAAGCGGGCAUUUUGCUGCUCCUGGCUGAUAUCUAUUGAACUGGUCUUCGUCAUCUACUGGCAAAUUCGGUCCUUAAAGAACGUCAUCCAACGUUUGUUGGUGUUUUCCUGCCUAUUUGGCUGGCAUCUGCAGCUUCUCCUCUUCGUUAACAGCUACAUUUGGCUGCAUUCCAUCUACAUAGUUAUGAAUCAGAUAUUUACUUCAAAUCAACUUACGAAUGAAGAGCACUGGAGAAGAAUCAGGACUAUAAUGAAACUUCACGGUACCGUACAGCAAAUCCAACGAGACAUAUCCCAUUACUUCAGUGUGUACAUAUGUUCUGUAGUAGUACUUUUAUCAAGCGUUUUCUACCGCGCUGCUUAUGAAGCUGGUUUUGAUUGGGAUCAUAGCCGAUUGGUGUCGUUGAGAUUGCAGUUUUGGCACAUAAGAUACUUUGGAAAUCUAAUUCUGCUCAUUGGCACUCUACUUAUUGUUGUUUGCGACUAUAAAUCGCAGAGAAAUAAGUUCUUAAAAACUGUAUGGAACACCCAACUCCUGCUCCAAAAAACAUGGAGUAGCAUAAGUUCGAAUCGCUGCAAACAAACCCCCGAUGUUCUCGAUUUAAUGAUCCUGACUGGAAAUACAUUUCGGGAUAUGAUAUGCGCGACCGUCACUCUGUGGGAGUUAAGGAUCGAACAGGACACUAUACUCACACUAGAAGCAGCCUGCUUCAUGAAGUACUUCUUCCUGCUGAUGUUCAACGUUUGCCUAGUACCUAUUAUAGCUAUCGCAAACGGAUUUGAAAUAGAUUUGGAGCAUAAGUUUUUAAAUUUCUCAUUCAUUGAAAUAUAUUCAAAUGACUCGGAUCCGGUAGUACUAACUAUCGAAAAUUUAACGAUGUAUUCCUAUGUCCUGAGCCAUGCGCUGGAAUAA
Molecule: messenger RNA, 1281 nt
Organism: Drosophila erecta
Lineage: Eukaryota; Metazoa; Arthropoda; Insecta; Diptera; Drosophilidae
Gene: Grl62c
Exons: 2
Coding region: 1-1281 (426 amino acids)
Source: RefSeq, a predicted model, not a curated record